GGAAUCUGUGGCUGGAAUCCAGCAGCUACUUGGUGGAGCUCGUCCGGGUAGAACCGGUCCAGGGAUUGGGGGUUCGUUGAUUAGGGCGGCGCCAUGGCGCUGUUCCGGAAGUUCUUCUUCAAGAAGCCGCCCGACGGGGUGCUCCUCAUCACCGACAACAUUUACGUUUUCGAUCAUUGCUUCUCCCUGGAAGCACCGGAAGAGGACCGGUUCGAGGCACACACCAGAGGCAUUGCAACACAUCUUCUGGAAGAUUUUCAAGAUCACUCAUUCAUGGUCACGAAUUUCGGGACUCGGACGGAGGAAAGCCAUAUAUACCGCAUUUUAUCCGAGUAUGGUAUGACUGUUUUGGACUACCCAGGCCACUACGAGGGGUGUCCACUCCUCACAAUGGAAAUGGUCCACUGCAUCUUGAAGUCCAGCGAAAGUUGGCUUUCUCUGGGUCAGCAUAACUUGCUGAUAAUGCACUGUGAACAAGGGUGCUGGCCUAUUCUUGCCUUCAUGCUAGCCGCUCUUCUGUUGUACCUGGGGCAUUAUUCGGAUGAGCACAAGACACUGGAGAUGCUCUACAAACAAUCAUCUUUGCAGCUCCUGGAGAUGUUUUCACCUCUAAAUCCAAUGCCUUCUCAAAUGAGAUACUUGCGGUAUAUUUCGAUGAGGAAUGUCAUGCCUGAGUGGCCUCCAGCUGAUAGAGCUCUGACAUUGGAUUGUUUGAUUUUGAGGAUGAUUCCAGAUUUCCAUAGUCAAGGUGGGUUCUGUCCGAUAUUAAGGAUAUAUGGCCCAGAUCCACUAAUGCCCCAUGAUCAAUCUCCUAAAGUUCUUUUUUCAACUCCAAAAAGUAGUAACCUCGUCCGUUUUAAUUCACAGGCAGAUGAACUGGUGAAAAUAAACCUUCAAUGUCAUGUCCAAGGUGAUGUUGUCUUAGAGUGUAGCAACAUGUAUGAGGACGUGGAUCGUGAGGAGAUGGUGUUCCGGAUCAUGUUCAAUACAGCUUUCAUCAGGUCAAACAUUUUGAUGCUUAAUCGUGAUGAGAUAGACAUGCUAUGGAAUGCAAAAGAUGAAUUUCCCAAAGACUUCCGAGCCGAGGUUAUCUUUUCUGACAUGGAUGCAACUACUUCGCUUGUUACGACAGAGCCUGUGAGUCAUCAAGAGAAACAAGGACUUGGUAUUGAAGAGUUUGCUAAAGUUCUAGAUAUCUUCAACCAUUUGGAUUGGGUAGAUGUGGAGAUGGAUAUGGAACUGGACUCACCACCGAAAAGGGUCCCAGUCACUUCCCAAGGAAAUAUUGAUGCAUAUCCUGCUGAUGAUCCCGAGACUUUCUUUGAUAGUCAAGAAGAACUUAGCUUUGAUAAUUUAUCUGGUGAAAUCAACUCUUCUGCCCGUGUGCUGAAGCUUCAAAAUCACUUUGCUACGCUUGGUAGCACUGAGCGUAAACAAGCCCCCCUACAUUCAAGUCUAAAGGAAGUUCCAUUGGAACCGCAUACAGUAGCACCAUCUAAGGUUAUGAUACCAAAGGCUAGUGCUUCAUCAAUAGCACCGUCUUCUGGUACAGUUAUACCCGAACCUGCACCUUCACCAGGUCAGCCACGGCGAUUGACAUCUGAUUCUGCAGUGCAACUUUCAUCCAAUGCAUCAGAUGAGAAGUCUAGUUUACAAACUCCAAUAGAGCUUGAACCUUCACCUGUUAUGGUAAAUAAAUUAGGAUCAACAGCAUCCCUUAUACCAUUGUGCACGCCUCCUCCUCUUCCUCCCCGACCACCCACCGUUACAUUAGCUCCUGUUUCCUCUACUGUACCCAUAGAUACUAGUACAGGUAUGAUCAGUGUUUCCCUUAGGUCAACCAUGCCUUCCCGUUCACCUCCUCCAGAGCCAUCAGUCUCUCCACAAGUUUCUGCAACAACUGAAGAACCGGUUAAAUCCCAAGAGUCUUACGAAAUUCUUAAUUUACAGCCUGAUAGUUCUACAGCUUCCAGUGUCACCGCAUUGCCAGCAGUUUCUUCAAUUUCUGUAGUAAGGAAAUCUAGCAACAAAAGAGCAUCUUUACAUCUGGCUUUGCCUGACUCAAGGCCUUCAGUAACUCCAGUUACACUAUCAGAUCCUACUCCAGCACCACCGCCGCCACCACCUCCUCCGCCUCCUCCUCCUCUAAAAGCGGCCAGUGUGUUGUUUCCUUUGUCACAAAAUGAACAAGUGACACGCAGGAAAGAAAAGGUUGCACCACCUCCGCCAACUCCACCACCUCUUCCACCAGCGUCGUUUUCAAAUUCAAUUUCUUCCAUACCAAAGAAAGCUCGGUCUCCACCGCCACCGCCACCACCCCCGCCACCGCCCCCCUCAUUGGUAACAUCAUUUUCUUCUCCACACGCACCACCGCCACCGCCUCCACCUCCUCCACUACCUAAUAGCCAUGUAGUUUCAUCAUCUCAACUGCACUUCACAACAUCUAAAUAUGCAGUUCCUAUAACUUCGGCCCUCAACUCUUCACAAACCAUUCCAGGGCUGCAAAGAUCACCCAUUCCACCCCCACCACCUCCUCCUCCUCCUCCUCCUCCUCCAUCUCAAAGUAGCUCUUUGGUUUCUUCAUUUCCAUCCACAGUUAAUAGACAUCCCAUGGCAGCCCCUCAUCCUCCACCACCUCCCCCACCUCCCCCACCAAUGCGUACCAGUACCACGCCAUCUCAUGUUUCUGCGCCACCUGUACCACCAUUACGCAUGGUAGUUCCUCGUCCUCCCCCACCUCCCCCACCAUUGCGUACCAUGUCAUCUCAAGUAUCAACACCACCUGUACCCCCAUUACCUCCUCCGAAGCUAAGUGGCAACAAUAUUGCUUCACAAAAGCCAUCAACAACACGACUGCCACCACCUCCACCAGGCCCACCUCCUAAGAAUUUCUCCAACUCUUUGCCAAGCAAGGGAAGUGUUCUCAGUUCUGCCCCUCCACCACCUCCUACAUUAUCAUUUGGUGCAAAGGGCCGCAGCACAGUCCGGUCAAGAAGUCCUAGAAGUUUACGUGCCAACCAGCCAUCUAAGAGGACACCACUGAAGCCAUUGCACUGGGUAAAAGUGUCAAGGGCAACACAAGGAAGCUUAUGGGCAGAUACACAGAAGUCUGAUGAAGAAUCUAGGACUCCGGAGAUUGAUCUGUCUGAGCUUGAAAGUCUUUUCUCGGUAUCCAUGCCAAAUACGGAGGCAAAGCGGACACGCGAACGUCCUUCCGUUGCAGCAAAACAAGAAAAAGUUCAUUUGAUUGACCUUCAGCGCUCAAAAAAUUGUGAGAUUAUGCUGCGAAACAUCAAGAUGCCACUGCCUGAUCUGAUGGGGUCAGUGCUUACUCUGGAUGAUUCCAGCGUGGAUGGUGAUCAAGUAGAUUAUCUGAUAAAGUUCUGUCCAACCAAGGAAGAAAUGGAACUACUCAAAGGAUAUACAGGCAGCAGUGAGAACCUAGGAAAAUGUGAACAGUUCUUCUUGGAAAUGAUGAAAGUGCCAAGGGUGGAGUCUAAACUGAGAAUUUUAUCUUUUAAGAUAAAGUUUCUUACACAGGUUGCAGAUCUGAAAAAUAGCUUGAAUACCAUCAAUGCUGUCGCGGAAGAGGUUAGGAACUCUGUCAAGCUUAAGCGAGUGAUGCAAACAAUUCUUUCUUUGGGGAAUGCAUUGAACCAAGGAACUGCAAGGGGUUCGGCUGUUGGAUUUAGAUUGGAUAGUCUUCUUAAGCUCAUUGAUAUACGGGCACGUAACAACAAGAUGACUCUCAUGCAUUAUUUAUGCAAGGUUCUUUCCGGGAAGCUUCCUGAAGUUCUUGAUUUUGUCAAGGAUCUCGCGCAUUUAGAACCUGCCUCAAAGAUCCAAUUAAAAGAGUUGGCAGAAGAAAUGCAAGCAAUAACUAAGGGACUGGAAAAAGUUGAGCAGGAAUUGGCAACGUCUGAAAAAGAUGGUCCAGGGUCUGAAACGUUUUAUAAGAAAUUGAAGGAAUUUCUUGCUGAUGCCCAAGCUGAAGGGAGGUCAUUAGCUUUGCUUUACAGUUCAGCGGGAAAAAGUGCAGAUUCUCUAGCACAUUAUUUUGGUGAAGAUCCUGUGCGGUGUCCAUUUGAGCAAGUUGUCUCUACUCUACUCAGCUUCGUGAAAACAUUCGAACGGGCGCAUGCCGAGAACCUCAAGCAGGCGGAGCAGGAGAAGAAGAGAGCCCAGAUGGAAGCAGAAAGAGAAAAGGCGAAGGCAGGAGGUGCGCAUAAGCAGGCCGGGUCACCGGAGCCAGGAGUCUCGGACCGAACUCCAGACCCGUAUCCGGAGCGGCUGACGCACACAAUACAAGGGAACGCCGUCCCGAUCGGACGGCUGGUAACGCAGCCGCGGCCGAUAUAUACCUCCCGCACGCCAAUGGCGUCCGCCGCAUCCACCUCCGCCUCCACCGCCGUCGCCGCCGCCUCCCGCCUGCUCCUCCGCCGCGCGCCGCACCUCCUGCGCCGCCUCCCGCGCGCGCCCCCCGCGGCACUCUCGUCUCGCUCAUCCCCCUCGUCGUCGUUCGGCGCCGCUGCUGCGCUCCGCCGCCCGCUCGGGCACCGCGCCAGGAUGGGCCACACUUCCGCCGCCGCUUCCUCUUCCGUGCCCGCGCUCGGGCUCACCAAGGCCAACGCCGUCGAGCUGCCCCAGGUCACCUUCACCGGCAAAGACACCGACUUCUCCGCCUGGACGGGCGACAUCCUGGCCGUCGCGGUCACGGAGAAGGAUCUGACCAAAGGGCCGGACUCCAAGUUCGAGAACGCCGUGCUGAGGAAGCUGGACGAGCAGCUGGGCGGCCUCCUGUCUGAGGCCUCGGCCGAGGAGGACUUCACGGGUAAAUCCGGGCAGUCGGUGGUGCUCCGCCUCUCCGGGCAGGGGUUCAAGAGGCUGGGCCUGAUCGGGCUCGGCCAGACCGCCCCGUCCACCGCCCUGGCCUGCCGGGCCAUCGGUGAGUCCGUCGCUUCCCUCGCCAAGUCUGCCCAGGCUGCCAGCGUCGCUGUCGUCCUUGCUGGGAUCCAGGAGGAGUUCAAGCUGAAUGCCGCCGCGUCCAUCGCUUCCGGAACCGUCCUUGGAUUGCACGAGGACAGCAGAUUCAAGGCUGAGGCGAAGAAGGUGCAUCUUAAGCAGGUAGAUCUUAUUGGACUGGGUUCCGGUCCGGAGGUGGACCAGAAACUCAAGUACGCCAAUGAUCUUUGCUCGGGCGUGAUUUUCGGGAAAGAGCUUGUCAACGCACCUGCAAACGUCCUCACCCCUGCUGUGCUUGCGGAGGAGGCGGCAAAGAUUGCCUCUACAUACAGCGAUGUAUUCACUGCCACCAUACUGGAUGAGGAGAAAUGCCAAGAGCUGAAGAUGGGCUCCUACUUGGGAGUUGCUGCAGCUUCUGCAAACCCUCCUCGCUUUAUCCACUUGUGCUACAAACCUGUUGGUGGCAAUGUCAAGAGAAAGCUGGCUAUUGUUGGGAAGGGUCUAACUUUUGACAGUGGCGGCUACAACAUCAAGACUGGACCAGGCUGCAGUAUUGAACUGAUGAAGUUUGACAUGGGAGGCUCCGCUGCAGUAUUUGGUGCGGCAAAAGCUUUGGCCCAGAUCAAGCCUCCUGGAGUAGAGGUUCAUUUUAUUGUUGCUGCCUGUGAAAAUAUGAUUAGUGGGACAGGAAUGAGGCCUGGUGACAUUUUGACCGCAUCUAACGGAAAAACAAUCGAGGUAAAUAACACUGAUGCGGAAGGAAGGCUUACACUUGCUGAUGCUUUGGUCUAUGCUUGUAAUCAAGGUGUUGACAAGGUCGUUGAUCUGGCAACACUAACCGGUGCCUGUGUUGUUGCACUUGGGCCUAGCAUUGCUGGAAUCUUCACACCGAGUGAUGAACUAGCCAAGGAAAUCACUGCUGCAUCUGAGAUAUCAGGGGAGAAGUUCUGGAGAUUGCCAAUGGAAGAGAGCUACUGGGAAGGGAUGAAGUCCGGUGUGGCUGACAUGGUCAACACCGGCGGCCGACAGGGUGGUUCUAUCACCGCUGCCCUCUUCCUGAAACAGUUUGUUGACGAGAAGGUCCAGUGGAUGCACAUCGACAUGGCGGGGCCCGUGUGGAGCGACAAGAAGAAGACAGGCACUGGAUUCGGCGUGUCCACCUUGGUGGAGUGGGUUGUCAAGAACUCGUCCUGAAUCAACAUUUCCCCUGAUUUCCAUUGGUGGUGACACCACACAGAGGAGAAGAAAACUGAGCAGCGUUCAUCCAAAUACCAGGGAAAUGAUUUUAGUGGCUUCUGGCAUGUGAAGUGGAGCGAUAGAAUAAGGAAAGGAUAAUGGUGGGAAAUAAAACAGCAUGUCGUUGAACACACUUUUGUCAGACUAAUUGGUGCCGUGUCGUUUCCAUAUUCUGCCCAUUACUCA
Molecule: messenger RNA, 6384 nt
Organism: Lolium perenne
Lineage: Eukaryota; Viridiplantae; Streptophyta; Magnoliopsida; Poales; Poaceae
Source: RefSeq, a predicted model, not a curated record